AAGCAGUCUUCAAACUCUUCAUCUUUUACUCCUCCUGUCCUUUUUAUGUAUUCCUUACAAUGUCAACAGUGCUAAUCUGGUUCGCUUUGCAGUUAUGGCGAGCAACAGGCCUGAUCUCAAUAACACCAGGACAGUGCUGAGUGCAGUCGAUGAUGCUGUGGGAUUUGUAAAUGAUAAUUUACUCUCUGACGGAGUCAGCUUAAUGCACAGCACAAUUCUGACCGAUUGUUACAAUUUAUCAGAAGCUGAGCAGGUGGUUGCAAGUUUACCUCAAACAAGUCCUCCUACUGUUGCUCUACUAGGAGGAGGAUGUUCACUGGUUACAGGGCAUAUUGCUAAUGUCACUAAAAUUCCAAUAAUUUCAUAUUAUUCAACAUCUCCAUCCCUCAAUGAUUCUUUCCCUUUACUCUUCACUUUAAGACCAUCAGAUUCACUCAUUCCUCCAGCACUUGCAAGAAUCUUCAAAGAAUUUGGAUGGAGCCAAGUUGCUUUGGCUACCCAAACAGUAUCACAGUACAAUAAGCUGCAUCAGAUAUUAGAUGAAGUAUUUCAGUCCAGUGACAUUGAUAUUUCUCAGCAUAGCAUCUUCAGUUAUCCACUUGGAUCUGAUCUACCUGGAAUUGACAAAUUUCUUGAAAGUCAGUCACAUAUUUUCUUUUUAAACUGUGACCCCAAGAUAUCUUUACUCAUUCUCUGCCAAGCAUAUAAGAAAGGUCUUUAUUAUCCUAACUACAUGUGGAUAACGCUAGGCUGGUACCCUCCUUCCUGGUGGGAUAUCACUCCCACUGAUUGUAGCACCAGUCAGCUUAAGAGGGUCCUUCAUAGAUCUUUUAGCAUUUCAAGUAUUCGAUCAGUUUCAGAUGAUCACUCAAUUGAAUCUUAUGUCUUUGAUGGAGUCCAUGCAUUAGCGCUAGCAGUUAACAGAACAAUAGAAGCUAAUAAAUCAAUAAUAGACGAAGGCUCUGCCUUGAUACAGGAGCUGCCACAAGUACUAAAGGAUCUUGAAUUUAACGGCUUAACUGGCAAAGUUGAUUUUAAGAGUAAAGAAGACAAUUCUACCGUGCUCAUAGUUCAAUAUAGAAGAGACUCAAGCAAUGAUCUAAUGCAAACAAAUGUUGCGUAUUAUGACAUAAGACAGUCAAUUUUCAAGUACAUGAACAACACGACCGCUACUGAUGUCUUCCCAGAUGGGAUACCACCUGAUGGUACGCCAAUAAAAAUAGUCAAUACAGUUCACAUCGGCAUCACUGUAAUAAUAAUUACAAUGCAAGUAAUAGGAUUUAGUAUGCUAAUCAUCUGCCUCCUUUUUAAUAUUUUGUUCAGAAACAGAAAGAUUGUCAAGCUAAAUAGUCCUAAUCUCAAUUAUAUUAUUAUUACCGGUGUGACAGUGAUGAUGGUAGGACUAACAUUUUAUUAUCUUCCACUUCAAAGCAAGCCAGCUCUUAGAGUUAUAUGCACAAUAAGACGAAUUUGUUCAACUCUUGGCCACUUUGUUGCUUUCACAGUUGCGUUAGUAAAGACGUGGAGGGUUCACUAUAUUUUUCGCUCACCUUCCAUGAAAAAGAAAGCACCAAGUGAUUCAAAGCUAUUUCUAGUUGCCCUUGUUAUAGUGGCAUUGGAGUCCUUACUCUCCAUAGCACUCCUAGUACCUGAUGUGGUGUACUCCCCAGUUGGCACAACUAUAGAUAGGGAGAGGACAUCAACAGUGAAUGAGCAAGGAGUGAGUGUCAUGUAUUGUAUUGCAGACUGUGGGACAACAAACUUUUAUUUGACUUGGGUAGUUCUAACCGUCAUUGUCUCCUUCAUUUCUCAUGCUGUUGCAGUUACUCUAGCAUUUAGGAUAAGGAGCAUUGAAGUUGAUGCCAUUAACGAUUACAAGUACACCAGUGCUAUUGUAUAUACUUCAACUGUACUACUGAUCCUGUUGGUUGCUGUCAUUUUUGCUCUCAACGAUUAUGUGAAUGUCUUUGUGUUUUGUGUGACAUUGCUCGUAUUUGGUGAAGGCUUAGUGUUCUUGAGUUUGACUUUUAUACCAAAGAUGAUUGCAUUGUACAAAGAUCCAAAAGGAGACAAAAUAUUUAGUCACCAAACUGGGAUUGGAGCUGCAAGCUGUCAUGUGCAAUCAGUAGAUAAUGGUAAAGAUAAAAUCACACCUUUGUCACCAUCAACUCCAGCAGCAUCACACAAUGCAGCUUCAGAUUUAUCUUCAGAAAACGAGUUGAACUCAAUUCAACCUCAAACUUUAACAGGACAAUCAUCGGAAAUGACAGCUGUGCCCACUAGAAAAAGAGAAUGAUUUUCUUGCUUUCCUUAUUGCAAUUUUUAAAAGUAACUCAUUCAUGUAUACACUUAAAUUUUCUGAAAUUUUGAUUUUCCCCUUAUUUUAAA
Amphimedon queenslandica is the source of this 2388-nucleotide messenger RNA. RefSeq names its product gamma-aminobutyric acid type B receptor subunit 2-like. The coding region runs from base 95 to 2296 and encodes 733 amino acids. Gene Ontology annotation, cellular component: membrane; G protein-coupled receptor heterodimeric complex. Gene Ontology annotation, molecular function: G protein-coupled GABA receptor activity. The transcript has 14 exons. The record is from RefSeq and is a predicted model, not a curated record. NCBI's taxonomy places the organism in Eukaryota, Metazoa, Porifera, Demospongiae, Haplosclerida, Niphatidae. Gene Ontology annotation, biological process: G protein-coupled receptor signaling pathway; gamma-aminobutyric acid signaling pathway.